Selaginella moellendorffii is the source of this 588-nucleotide messenger RNA. RefSeq lists its product as uncharacterized. The transcript has 5 exons. The record is from RefSeq and is a predicted model, not a curated record. NCBI's taxonomy places the organism in Eukaryota, Viridiplantae, Streptophyta, Lycopodiopsida, Selaginellales, Selaginellaceae. Bases 32 to 493 code for a protein of 153 amino acids.
GCACCGAUUUCUUCGAGAGGAGCUCAAAGGAAUGAGUAUCGAGAGAGUGGACGACAAUACCUUCAAGUGCUACGUCCACAAGCUCAAGUUCUUCGCCUUCGAAGUUUGUCCGGUGCUCGUUGUCACCGUCGAAGAACAGCCCGAUGGUUGCAUCAUCAAGCUCUUGUCAUGCACUCUCGAAGGUUCUCCGAUAGUAGUCGCGCAGAACCAAAAGUUCUCAGCGUCCAUGGAGAAUAGAGUGUCGUGGAAGAACAGCGGCAGAUCACCGAAGACCCGGAAGCUCAUCUCGGAUGCAACCAUCGAGGUGACGAUAGAGGUGCCUUUUGCCUUUCGAGCUAUUCCAGUCCAAGCGAUAGAAUCGACCGGGAACCAAGUGCUCGGCCAAGUCCUGCGCGUCAUGCUUCCUCGAUUUUUGAGCCAGCUUGAAAAGGACUACCGUGCGUGGGCCUCGGGGGACAGAUCCAGACGUCCACUCGGGACGGGCCAGCUCUAGCUCCCUGUACAGCUCUCUUCUCCUUGAAAUCUUAUCGGCAGCCGCUUGUAUGAUGAUCACUUCAGCCAAGCCAAGCUGGUUUGCUCGGUUUUGUA